Molecule: messenger RNA, 2347 nt
Organism: Stegodyphus dumicola
Lineage: Eukaryota; Metazoa; Arthropoda; Arachnida; Araneae; Eresidae
Gene: Frmd5
Product: FERM domain containing
Biological process (GO): actomyosin structure organization
Cellular component (GO): cytoskeleton
Molecular function (GO): cytoskeletal protein binding
Source: RefSeq, a predicted model, not a curated record
GUAACCUGCCAUGUUGAGUGUUUUAAUUUGACAGUUGUAAAUACCGUGUAGAAUACUGUCCUUUUAACCGAAUCACAUAGACGAAGUUCAUGAUCGUAUUCUUAAUCAUUGGCCCAGUUUGCUUGUUUAUAUUCUCAAAUUUUGGCUUAAAUUAAAAUGUUUAAAUUUGGAAGCAAGAAAGAGAUAAACAUUGAUUACAAAUGUACUAUAAGACUGUUGGAUGAUACAGAAGUUUUGCAAUGCGAUUUUCAGAGUGACUAUAAGGGACAGUACCUGUUGGAUUAUACAUGUAAAGCCCUAAAUCUGAUAGAGAAAGAUUACUUUGGAUUACGAUAUGUGGAUUCACAUAAGCAAAGACACUGGUUGGAUCCUACUAAAUCCAUUUUAAAGCAAGUAAAAGGCAUGAAUCCAAUUGUUUUCUGCUUUAGAGUGAAGUUUUACCCUCAAGAUCCAUAUAGGUUAAGAGAAGAAAUCACCAGGUAUCAAAUAUUUCUGCAGCUAAGACGUGAUCUUCUUCAUGGUCGUUUAUAUUGUUCUCAGAGCGAUGCUGCUUUACUUGCUGCAUAUAUAAUUCAGUCUGAGCUUGGUGAUUAUGAUCCUGAUGAGCAUCCUCCUAAUUAUGUGUCUGAGUUCAAACUUCUGCUAAAGCAGACUCAAAGACUGGAAGAAAAAAUCAUUGAAAUCCAUCAAACAUUAAGGGGACAGGUUCCAGCAGUUGCUGAGAUGAAUUUUUUACGUAAAGCUUGUUUGUUAGAUACAUAUGGAGUGGAUCCUCAUCCUGUAAAGGACCAUAAAGGAAAUCAGCUGUAUUUGGGUAUAAAUUAUGCAGGUAUCUUGACAUUUCAAGGUAGCCGUAAAACACAUCAUUUAAAAUGGCCAGACAUUCAGAAAAUCAACUAUGAAGGGAAAAUGUUCAUUGUUCACUUGUUAUUUAGUGAGGAUGCACGGACAAAGAAAAAGCAUUUGAUUGGUUUUAAAUGUCCCACCCAAGCAGCUUGUCAUCAUCUUUGGAAAUGUGCUGUUGAACAGAGAUAUUUCUUUACGAUGGAGUCUUCCAGUGAAGUUCCUACAGUUACAACUAGUGGAGGAAUAUUUUCAAGGGGAUGCAAAUUCAGAUAUAGCGGUAGGGUGGAAAAAGAAAUAAUGGAAGAUACAAAACAGAUUAAAAGAGAACAACCCCAGUUUCAGCGUUCUUUUACCAGACCACCUUCAUUGCGUAAAAUUGAUAGCUAUAUGAGCUCUCCUUGUACAUCUCCUCAUGAUGACCAUAUAAUGAAUGAUUAUAACGGUAUGUUGUACUCAAAUCACUCUGGAAAUGAUAUUCAUCCGAAUAUUAAUGACCAGGAUAACAUACAAGUAAAUCGCAAUGUAACAUCACCAACAUUAUCUAGUAUACCUGCAGAUGGCUUGGACAUUUUGGAAGAAGAAUGCGAUUCGUAUAGCCCAACAGACACUAUGCAUUCAGAAUCACCUACAUUCAAUAGCAAUCAAGUAUCAUGUGAUAACUCAAUAUCAAGACUGAACACAGAAGAAGGCAACAGAGAAGAUUCAGAUACGGCUGAAGAAUUACCCGAAUCUAUGGAAGUAAUUUCAAAUUCAUAUCAGGCUCCGGUGUAUCGUCAGAGUGAGGAUGUAGUGCCUCUAGAUGUGAAAAUUCCCAAAAGGAAAGUUCCGAUGGCACCUUCUACAACUCUUCCUUUACAUGUGAAUAUUAUGCGUGUGGUUGUAUUAGCUAGCUUGUUUGUUUUACUUCUGCUCUCGUGCCUUUUGAUUGUUGUCAUGGAAUCUGAUUCCUCCCUUUUCAGUGACAUUCGCAAACUGCCUGAAAUGAUUAUUUUAAGGCGGGAGUAUUAUGAACCAGCUAAAGACUACAUUGUAGAACAAAUGAAUUUUUUGUUCAAAAGAUGAAGUAGAUUGAUGAAAGUUUUUUUUUGCUUUUGCUUUUAAACUUCGGUUGUAAAAUAAAUGAACAAAAUAAAAGUCUUUCCAGUUUUUACAUGCAUUUUUGCUUAAACAUUAUUGCUAUGCAUCAAAAAGCCAAAUGUGAAAAAAUACAGAUCUAGCUUCUGAUUUUUAUAUGGGCUGUAUAUUGUUAUAUUCCGCAGUCUUUUAAUAUCCUAAACUCUAAGCAAAAAUAUGAUGUAUCAUUCAUAUUAUAUUGACAGUUUGAAAUUACUUUUUAUGCUGCUUUAAAAAUAUGCAUACUUGGAAAAUUAUUGUGAUAACAUUUACAUGAUUGUAUGUAGUAUGUUCGAUUAAAACAACUGUGUUGUGUUCUAUGUUUUAAAUUUUAUUGGGUAAUAUAUGUCCCAUUUAUUGCUAUUUAUUUUUAAAUGUUUUAUUUAAU